AUGAGUGAAGUUUCUGUCAGUCCACGUCCAAUACAUGUACGAAUGAUUCAAAAUGGAUGGCUCGAAUCAAAUUUUGAUAUCACAUAUCCAUUAGAAUUAAGAGGAAUCAUUAGUGAAACUGAGUACCAAGAAUCAAUUAAUAAAAUUAAUCGUGCUAUACAGGUCAACAAAGUUCUAACAAUUUUUUGCACCAUUAUGAUGUGCACCGUUAUUGGGACAAUAUGUUCUAUAAUUGCUUUGCUUCGAGUAAAAUCCAGACGAAUGGAACGAUUGAAAGAAGCUGUUGCUGAAGAAUCAUCGAAAUAUUCUUCUAGAUCGCCAAUACCAUGUCGCUGGAGAUUAGAUUUGACUGAACAUUUUCUUCCAGAACGUACCCCGUUGACAGUUAUUUGUAUAGCGAUAGAUAUUGUUCGUGAUGAUGCUGAUGAAAAUAGAAGUGUAAUGGAUCCUUCGAAUCAAGUUAUUUCGCAACCAGAAACACCCUAUACAGAACAAAACAACAAUGCACCUCCACCGUAUUCUACAGGAUCUUGUUCUCAUUGUGGCACAGCAAGACAAGAUGUUGCAGCUAAAUUCUGUUUAUCUUGUGGACACGCACACGAUAAAUACUGA
Adineta steineri is the source of this 612-nucleotide messenger RNA. The record is from the annotation of a GenBank genome assembly. Lineage: Eukaryota; Metazoa; Rotifera; Eurotatoria; Adinetida; Adinetidae.